Messenger RNA from Sphaeramia orbicularis (orbiculate cardinalfish), 620 nucleotides. RefSeq names its product zinc finger protein 239-like. The coding region runs from base 76 to 597 and encodes 173 amino acids. NCBI's taxonomy places the organism in Eukaryota, Metazoa, Chordata, Actinopteri, Kurtiformes, Apogonidae. Gene Ontology annotation, cellular component: nucleus. Gene Ontology annotation, biological process: regulation of gene expression. The record is from RefSeq and is a predicted model, not a curated record. The transcript has a single exon.
AGCCAAAGGUGGAUUUUAAGUGAAACCUAAAAGUUGUAUCUGGACAAAGACAAAGAUCACCUGAUUCCAACAAACAUGGAUGAAAAACCCACUUGUGACCUGUGUGGGAAGACUUUCACCACAGAAAAGUCCUUAAAAAUCCACCACCGAAUCCACACUGGAGAAAGACCAUAUGAGUGUGACCAGUGUGGGAAGACUUUCACCAGAGAACAUUCCUUAAAAGCUCACCAACGAAUCCACACUGGAGAAACACCAUAUGAGUGUGACAAGUGUGGGAAGACUUUGACCACAUCAGCUUCCUUAAAAACCCACCAACGAAUCCACACUGGAGAAAGACCUUAUGUGUGUGGCCAGUGUGGGAAGACUUACUCCCAAAUGUGUAACCUUCAAACACACCUACGCACCCACAGAGGAGAAAGACCAUUUUUCUGUGACCAGUGUGGGAAGACUUUCACCAGAAUGGAUCACCUUAGGAGACACCGACGCAGGCACACUGGAGAAAGACCAUAUGAAUGUGACCAGUGUGGGAAGACUUUCACCAGAUUGAAUCACCUUGUGAGACACCCUACGCAUCCACAAUGGAGAAAGGCCAUAUAACUGUGACCAGUGUGGGAAGACUU